Tinamus guttatus (white-throated tinamou) is the source of this 936-nucleotide messenger RNA. The record is from RefSeq and is a predicted model, not a curated record. Lineage: Eukaryota; Metazoa; Chordata; Aves; Tinamiformes; Tinamidae.
AUGCACAGGGGAGGAGCAAACAUCUACCUGCCCGGCAGCCGGGAUUGGCCUCGCCUGCAGUACGGACCCACCGCCCCAUCUGCCGCCCCCCAACCAGCGAGCCGAGCGCGGAUGCUGCGCGGGCCGGCGCGGCUGCUCCGCGCACCGGCAGGACCAAGCGACUGCGCGGCUGCUGCUGCGCCAGAGCAGGUAACUUGCGACUUUCGGAGCUGCGACCGAAUCCAGGGAGGCGGCGGGGACGCGACCGACACCGAGCCCGGCGGCUGCGGGGCCGUCACCUCCUCGGGAAACGUCUUCGAGACGCUGGAGGAGACCGGAGACAUAGAGAGGCUCGGGAGGUUCCUCUGGUCGCUGCCGGCGGCUCCGGGGGCAUGCGAGGCCAUCAACAAGCACGAGUCCAUCCUGCGGGCCCGGGCAGUGGUCGCCUUCCACACGGGCAACUUCCGAGACCUCUACCACAUCCUGGAGAACCACAAAUUCACCAAGGAGUCCCACGGCAAGUUGCAGGCCAUGUGGCUCGAAGCGCACUACCAGGAGGCCGAGAAGCUAAGGGGUCGCCCGCUGGGGCCGGUUGAUAAAUACAGGGUGAGGAAGAAGUUUCCACUGCCCAGGACCAUUUGGGAUGGAGAGCAGAAGACGCACUGCUUCAAGGAGAGGACUCGCAGCCUCCUGAGGGAGUGGUACCUUCAGGACCCUUAUCCCAACCCCAGCAAGAAAAGGGAACUGGCUCAGGCCACGGGGCUCACCCCCACGCAAGUAGGCAACUGGUUCAAAAACCGAAGGCAAAGAGACAGAGCCGCGGCGGCUAAGAACAGCCCGCCCGGGAGCGCCUCCGCCCUGACAGAACGAGCCGAGACGGGCACGUCCAUCCUCUCGGUAACCUCCAGCGACUCGGAAUGUGAUGUAUGAUAGCGGAAACAAACAAACAAACAAAAC